AUGCCCGGCAUGCUCUGCGGCGGCGCGCGGGGGUGGUGCGCUGCCGUCCCGCGGGUCCUGUCAGCCUGUGGGCGGCGGCGCCAUGGCGGGAGCGCGGCUGGCGGUGCUGGACGGUACGGGAGGCGCUCGGGAGCCGGCGCCUGUUGCUGGGCUCUAUCUCACCUCUGUUUCUCGUCCUGUCUUUUAGGGCUGGUGCGGGAGCUGCUGAAUGAGGAGGCUCCGUCGCGGAUCGCCCCUCUCACUGAGGAGCUCUUCCAGGCAGCGGAGAGCAUCUCUGUGGAAAGUGGGAGCAGGGCUGAGGUGGAGCCGCGGCCCGCCGACCCGGUGCCGCUCUCCAGCCUGGCUGAGGACGCGGGAGUUUCGUAUGCCUCACAGCACGCAGCGCUCGCCCAGGUUGAAGAGGCUGCCAUAAGGCUGUGGAACUGGGCUGUGACCAAGCACACAGGUUCUGUGGUCAGCGACGAGCAGCGAGCCAAAUUGCGAGUGGUUGCUUGCAGACUGCUGUGCCUCUGUGAGGGCAGCCAGCCUCCAGAGGAAACUAUUCAGAGACUGAUUUUGAUGUCUAUGAAAACUGGGAAGGGCUGGAUAGACCUUGGAAAAGCUGAUCUUGCUGAUGAGUUUCUGGAGAUGGCUGUGGGUAGCAUAGAAAAACUGUAUGCUAAGUUCCUGCAGGGGAGAGAUGGUGAAGCAGAUACUUCAGUGCACAGAACUGAUGUGGAGAAGAACCUCUUCAAAGUACUCUCUUAUCAGGCCGAAUCAGCAGUGGCUCAGGGGCAUUUCCAGAAGGCAGUGAUGUGCUUGCAGCGCUGCAAAGAGAUGUUGAUCAAACUGCCAAAAGAGACCUGUUACCUGGCAAUCCUCUGCUACAAUUUUGGAGUGGAGAACUAUGAACGGAAGAGGUAUGAGCAGAGCUCCUUCUGGCUCAGCCAGAGCUAUGACAUUGGGAAGAUGGAUAUGAAGUAUUCUGUUGGCAAGGAAAUGCAGGCUAAAGUGCUGCGGCUGCUGGCUACAGCCUAUUUUGAGUGGGAUUGCAGCCUCCACCUUGACAAGGCAUUGAGAGCUAUAAGCUUGGCAAAUCAGGAGGACUUGCACCCAGCAGGGUUUUUUCUGAAAGUAAAAAUUCUCCUUAAAGGUGGAGCAUCAGAUGAAGACAUCAGCUCAGCUGUUGCAGAAUUCCUGCACCAUGAGAUGUCUUUAGACUUUUGUUUGAAUACUGCCAAGCUCCUGCUGGAGUAUGGAAGGGAAUCAGUUGGGCUUGAGUUCCUGAAAUCUGUUCCUGAACGAUUUGCAUCUUCACCCGAUGUGGGCAAAAUCACCCUGCUGCAUGUGGAGUUCCUGCUGCAGAACAGCAGGGAGCUGCUGGCUAAGCAAAAGGUGGAAGAAAUCAUCAUUGGUCAUUACAGUGGGAAACAGCUGCUGCCUGAAGCCUUGAACCAGCUGCACAUCAUCCUGUGGGACAGAGCUGCCAAACAUUAUGAGGCCAAAAGCUACUCAGCAGCCCUGCAGUGGUACAGCUACUCUGCCAGCUUCUACACACCUGGCCAGAUCGACCACAACCUGGGCAGGCUGCAGAGGAACAUAGCCACCUGCCACUUGCACCUGCAGCAGCUCGACAAGGCUAAAGAGGCAGUUAAAGAAGCGGAGAGGUGUGAUCCAGACAGCAUCUUCACUAAAUUCAGUGUCUACAAGAUUGCAGUGAUGGAGAAAGACACUGAUAAAGCUGUGGAAGCAGUGGUUGAAAUGGGGAAGCUGGUGGAGAAGCCAUCCCAACAUGAGGACAAGCUGAGAGUGGAUGAAAAUACAGGCACUAACCUCCUGAGUUUAGCUGCUCAGAUUGCUUUAGAGAACCAACAGCAAGUUGUGGCUAUCAAAGCUCUGGAGCAUUUGGCUGAACACCUACAAGACUGCCAGCAAUUAUUUGCAGCUUUAAAGUGUUUGGUUCGGCUUGUGUUGUCACAGCUCACAGCAGAAGAUGAAGAGAAAAGAAAGGAAGAAAUGAACUCCAUGCUGGCUUACUUGACCCUGGCUCACAAGAGACUUGCUGCGUCUUUCACAGAAGAGAAAUUUACAGGGGACAUGAGGAUCCUGGAAGCUCACUGGUUUAGGAAAGUUGCUUGGAACUUGGCUGUGCAGUCCAAGGGAUGCCCUGAACACAUGAGGGAUUUUUUUCUGCUGUCCUUCAAGCUGUCCCAGUUUUGUCCUUCUGACAAAGCUGUCCUCAUAGCUCAGAAGACUUGCCUUGUGAUGGCAGCUGCCAUUGAGCUGGACACGGGGAGGCAGCAAGCCACACCUUCUGAACAGAUGCAGCUUUUCACUCAGGCACUUGAGCAUCUCCAGGCAUGCAAGGAGAUAUGGAAAGUUCUGAAACAUACAGGAGACUUUGCCAGAGACCCAACAGACACAUUGCUACUGCUUUAUGAGUUUGAAGCAAGAGCCAAACUGAAUGAUCCAACACUCCACAACCUGAUGGAGUCAGUGUGGGACCAGCCACAAACGGAGGCCAAGACGCUGGAAAUCAUUGCAUCACUGGCAAUGGAACCUCCAGCUCGGUACCCUGUGCUGUGUAAGAAAGCUCUCAAGGCUGCACUGAACCUUCACAGGAAGCAGAGUGUGGUUGAUGCUGUGAAGCUAAGCCAAUGCCUGCACAGCUUGAUCAGCCUCUCCCUGCCCACAGGGCUAACCAGUCUGGAUGCCUCUGUGCUGCAGGAGGUGUGGGACUACUUCCAAGAUGCUCUGAGCAUUGUCAGCAGCACAGAUGCUUACCCAGAGAUGGAGACCCUCUGGCUGAUGACACGAGCCUGGAACACCGGAAUAUUCCAGUACACUGUUGGCAAGUACAAGGAGGCUGAACAGUGGUGUGGCCUGGGGAUGCGCUUCCUCCACCACCUGGGAUCCCUGAAGAAGAGCUAUGAAGGCCAUAUGAUUGGUCUUUAUAGUGAGGUUCUGGACAAACUGGACAGAGCAAAAGGGUUUCUGUCAAAUGAAGAAGAACAGUGA
This is a messenger RNA of Indicator indicator, 2997 nucleotides long. RefSeq names its product testis expressed 11 (gene TEX11). Bases 1 to 2997 code for a protein of 998 amino acids. Gene Ontology annotation, molecular function: protein binding. Gene Ontology annotation, cellular component: central element. The transcript is spliced from 28 exons. Gene Ontology annotation, biological process: synaptonemal complex assembly; male meiosis chromosome segregation; reciprocal meiotic recombination. Lineage: Eukaryota; Metazoa; Chordata; Aves; Piciformes; Indicatoridae. The record is from RefSeq and is a predicted model, not a curated record.